Messenger RNA from Polyodon spathula (Mississippi paddlefish), 438 nucleotides. Its product is annotated as periostin-like. The transcript is spliced from 3 exons. Lineage: Eukaryota; Metazoa; Chordata; Actinopteri; Acipenseriformes; Polyodontidae. The record is from RefSeq and is a predicted model, not a curated record. Gene Ontology annotation, cellular component: extracellular matrix. Gene Ontology annotation, biological process: extracellular matrix organization; cell adhesion. Gene Ontology annotation, molecular function: cell adhesion molecule binding. Bases 1 to 423 code for a protein of 140 amino acids.
AUGAGUACAAUCAAUGGUGUCAAGAUGGUUAAGAGCAAGGACAUUGUCACCACCAACGGUGUUAUUCACUUAAUUGACCAAGUUCUGAUCCCUGAUUCAGCUAAGCAGGUUCUGGAACUUACUGGCAGCUCUCACACCACCUUCACAGACUUGAUUGCAAAGAUGGGACUGGCAGCUGCAAUGAGAGCAGAGGGGGAAUACACCUUGCUAGCGCCUUUCAAUGAAGCCUUCUCUCAUGAAGUGACAACCAUGGACCAGAGAAGCCUUAGAUUAAUUCUGGAGAAUCAUAUUCUGAAGUUUAAAGUUAUCUUGAGUCAACUGUACAAUGGACAGCGUCUAGAGACCCUUGGAGGAAAGUUUCUUAGGGUGUUUAUUUACCGAACAGUAAGUAAAAUACAACUUGCCUUACUAAACGUCUUCUAGUUAGAACUUACAGUA